Sipha flava (yellow sugarcane aphid) is the source of this 4534-nucleotide messenger RNA. Its product is annotated as neurogenic locus notch homolog protein 3-like. NCBI's taxonomy places the organism in Eukaryota, Metazoa, Arthropoda, Insecta, Hemiptera, Aphididae. The record is from RefSeq and is a predicted model, not a curated record. The annotation marks the transcript as partial. The transcript is spliced from 14 exons.
AUGUGUAAUCGCAUUUCAGCUAUCGAUUAUACGCCUAUAAAUCCUUGCAAUCCUUCACCAUGUGGAGCAAAUGCUGUGUGUAAGGAAUCAAAUGGUGCUGGUUCUUGUUCAUGUAUACCGGAAUAUUUCGGUGAUCCUUACUUAGGAUGUCGACCAGAAUGUGUAAACAAUCUUGAUUGUGCAUGGAAUAAAGCAUGCAUCAAUUACAAAUGUGUAGAUCCUUGCAUUGGAGCUUGUGGCUUAAAUGCUGAAUGUAAGGUUAGCCACCAUGCUCCUACUUGCUAUUGUUGGCAAGGGUACACUGGAAAUGCUUUAUUAUCAUGUCAUAAAAUUGAGUUUGAUCCAACAUGCCAAGUUGAUUUGGUUAUUACAAAACACCCUUGCAUGAAAUCGCCUUGCGGACAAUACAGCCAGUGCCGAGUUGUAAAUGGGCACGCAGUAUGUUCUUGUUUAGCUGGUUACUUUGGAAAUCCUCCAAACUGUCAUCCCGAAUGUAUAACUAGUUCGGAUUGUCCACAAGACAAAUCAUGUGUAAAUCAAAUUUGUUCGGACCCAUGUCCUGGUACAUGUGGUUAUAAUGCGCAAUGCCGAGUUGUAAAUCAUAGUCCAAUAUGUAGUUGCUACCCGGGUUAUUAUGGUGAUCCGUUUGUUCGCUGUGCUAUUAUAGAAAAGCCUUUGCUACCGGAACAAGAUAGACAUCCACAGAACCCUUGUGUUCCGUCACCAUGUGGUCCAAAUUCUAUAUGUCAUCCUAAAGAUUAUACUCCUAUUUGUUCUUGUUCACCAAAUUACAUUGGUCGACCUCCAUUCUGCAGACCAGAAUGUACAAUAAAUGCCGAAUGUAAUGGACAUUUGGCUUGUGUGAAUGAAAGAUGUAUAGAUCCAUGUCCUGGUUCCUGUGGUAUAAAUGCUUUCUGUAAAGUUAUUUCCCAUAAUCCUGUAUGUAAAUGCGAUGAUGGGUAUAAUGGUGAUCCGUUUAUAGCUUGCACACCAACGCCGAUUAUACCACCACCUCCUGCAGAUGUACCAAGUGAUCCAUGUAACCCAUCACCAUGUGGGGCAAAUGCUAUUUGCAAAGAAAGAAAUAAUGCUGGAUCUUGUUCAUGCAUUCCCGAGUAUACUGGCGAUCCUUAUACAGGAUGUAGACCAGAAUGUGUACUAAAUAGCGAAUGUCCUAGAGACAAAUCAUGUAUAAACAAUAAAUGUCGGGACCCAUGUCCGGGAAUGUGUGGUUUAUAUGCUGAAUGCAGAGUGAUCAACCAUUCUCCUUCAUGUGCUUGUCUUCCAGGAUAUACUGGCAAUGCGUUGUCUGCUUGUCAACUUCUUCCUAUUGCCAGCCCAGAUCUACCACCUAAAAAUCCUUGUAUACCUUCACCUUGUGGCCCAUACAGCCAAUGCAGGGCAAUAAAUAACCAUGCAGUUUGUUCAUGCCAAACAAACUAUAUUGGUACACCUCCAGCUUGUCGUCCAGAAUGUAUGGUUAGUUCUGAGUGUUCUCAAGAUAAGGCAUGUGUCAAUCAAAAAUGUGUUGAUCCAUGUCCUGGAACUUGUGGUCUUAAUGCACGAUGUCAAGUAGUUAAUCAUAAUCCAAUAUGCAGUUGUUCAGCUGGAUAUACUGGUGAUCCAUUUGUUCGAUGCUUACAAGAAAAACCAAUCUAUGAUGAACCAAUAAUACCGACUAACCCAUGUGUCCCAUCUCCUUGUGGACCAAAUUCUUUAUGCCGUGAUCGUAAUGGAACUCCAACAUGUUCUUGUUUACCUAACUAUACUGGCAGACCACCAAAUUGCCGCCCAGAAUGUACUAUAAAUGCCGAAUGUCCUGGUAAUCUUGCAUGUGUUAACGAAAAAUGCCGAGAUCCUUGCCCAGGCUCAUGUGGUAUAUAUGCUACAUGUAAUACAGUAAAACAUGUUCCUCAGUGUGUUUGCCAAAAUGGUUAUACAGGAGAUCCAUUUAGUGGUUGUUCUCUAAUACAACAAAUUCCGACUGAAGGACCUAAAAUGCCAUGUAACCCAUCACCUUGCGGAGCAAAUGCAAUAUGCAAAGAACGAAAUGGUGCCGGUUCUUGUUCUUGUUUACCGGAAUAUUUUGGAGAUCCUUAUACUGGAUGUAGACCAGAAUGCGUGACAAAUUCUGAUUGUGAUCGUAGUAAAUCUUGUAUGAAUAAUAAAUGCCGUGACCCAUGCCCAGGAGUUUGUGGUUUAAACGCUGAAUGUAGAGUUAUUAAUCAUUCACCAUCUUGUUACUGUCCAGUUGGUUUUACUGGCGACCCAACACUAUCUUGCUACAUACAACCAGCACUUGAUCCUGAACCACCGAAAAACCCUUGUAUACCUUCACCAUGUGGACCAUAUAGUCAAUGUAGAGCUGUCAAUAAUCACGCUGUAUGUUCUUGUCAGACAAAUUACAUAGGAACACCACCGGCUUGUAGGCCAGAAUGUAUGGUUAGUUCUGAAUGUCCUCAAGACAAAGCAUGCGUAAAACAAAAAUGUAUAGACCCAUGUCCUGGAACAUGUGGAGUAAAUGGAAGAUGUCAAGUAGUCAAUCAUAAUCCAAUUUGUAGUUGUCCCCCGGGUUAUAAUGGAGAUCCUUUUGUACGAUGCUUAAAAGAACAACCUCCACAAUUGGACGUACCAGUUAAUCCUUGUGUGCCAUCUCCAUGUGGACCAAAUUCUGUAUGUCGAGAAAUUGGUAACACUCCAGCUUGUUCAUGUCUGGAAAAUUACAUCGGAAGACCUCCUAACUGCCGACCGGAAUGUACUAUCAAUGCCGAAUGUCCAGGAAAUUUAGCAUGUUUAAAAGAACGAUGUAAGGAUCCAUGCCCUGGUUCAUGCGGUAUAUACGCUACGUGUGUAACUAUUAACCACAGUCCACAAUGUAAUUGUGAACAAGGUUAUACAGGAGAUCCAUUUGCUGGAUGUUCUAUAAUACAACAAGUUGUGCCCACUGAAGGACCGAAAAUGCCUUGUAAUCCAUCUCCAUGUGGAGCAAACGCUAUGUGUAAAGAGCGCAAUGGAGCUGGUUCUUGUAUAUGUUUGUCAGAAUAUUUUGGAGACCCUUACACUGGAUGUAGACCAGAAUGUGUAACCAAUUCUGAUUGUGAUAGAAGUAAGGCAUGUGUAAAUAAUAAAUGCCGUGAUCCUUGUCCUGGUACUUGUGGUUUAAACGCAGAAUGUAGCGUAAUAAAUCACGCACCAUCAUGCACGUGUUUACCGGGUUAUACUGGUAAUCCAAUAACUGCGUGUCAUAUGCCACCACCUCCAAUGGAUGAAAUACCUCAAAAUCCAUGUGAACCAUCACCUUGUGGUCCUUAUAGUAUCUGUAGAACUGUAAAUGGUCACGCAGUAUGUUCAUGUCAAACUAAUUAUAUUGGCACACCACCUGGUUGUCGUCCAGAAUGUGUAGUUAGCUCUGAAUGUCCUCAAAAUAGAGCAUGUAUUAAUCAAAAGUGUGCAGAUCCCUGCAUUGGAAUAUGUGGUAUUGGAGCAAGAUGUCAAGUUAUAAACCAUAACCCUAUUUGUAGUUGUCCAAGUGGUUUAAUCGGUGAUCCCUUUGUUCAAUGCAAAUCUGAACCACGGCCAACACAAGCACCACCUAGCGGAAACCCUUGCGUUCCAUCUCCAUGUGGUCCAAAUUCAAUUUGUCGUGAAGUUGGUUCAACUCCAGCAUGUUCUUGUCAGUCAAACUAUAUAGGAAGACCACCAAACUGUCGACCAGAAUGUUCCAUAAAUGCAGAAUGUCCUGGAAAUCUUGCUUGCUUAAACGAGCGUUGUAAAGAUCCAUGUCCUGGUUCUUGUGGAGUUCAUGCAACUUGCGUAACACGUAAUCAUAGGCCACAAUGUUCAUGUGAAACUGGUUAUACUGGAGACCCAUUUGCUGGAUGUUACAUUGUUCAACAAAUUGCUCCGACUGAAGGACCAAGAGAUCCAUGUAAUCCUUCGCCAUGUGGAGCUAAUGCUAUUUGUCGAGAAAAGAACGGUGCAGGUUCUUGUGUUUGUCUCCCUGAAUAUUUCGGAGACCCUUACACGGGUUGUAGGCCAGAGUGCGUGACGAAUGCAGAUUGUGAUCGCACAAAAGCAUGUGCUAAUAACAAGUGUAAAGAUCCAUGUCCCGGAACAUGUGGCCUUAAUGCAGAAUGCAAAGUCCUAAACCACGCUCCUUCGUGCAGUUGUUUGUAUGGUUACACGGGGGAUCCAUUGAGUGCUUGUCAUGUUAUACCCAUUACUGAAGCUACGCCAGUAGAUCCGUGUGUUCCGUCUCCUUGUGGACCAAAUAGUCAGUGCAGAGAAUUAAAUGAUCACGCUGUUUGUUCUUGUUUAAGUGAUUUUAUUGGCACACCCCCAUCUUGUCGUCCUGAAUGUGUUGUCAGUUCCGAGUGUAGUCAAAACAAAGCAUGUGUUAAUCAAAAAUGUAUUGACCCCUGCAUUGGUACUUGUGGUCUAAAUACAAGGUGUCAAGUAGUAAAUCACAACCCUAUUUGUAGCUGUUCUCCUGGAUUUACAGGCGAUCCUUUCGCUUCUUGCAAUAAAAUACAAC